AUGUCGGCCGCGCGCUGCUGCUGGCUGCUCGCCGUGGCAGGCAGCUCUGCCGUCAUGGACCCAAAGGGGAGGGCGGGCAUCUCCGGAGGCCCAGAGACCAGGCGCCUCAUAGUGGGCGAUGGUUCGAAGGUGCACGUGAGCGUCGAGGUGCUGGAGAGCGGAGGAAUGCUUUUUGGCACCACCGCGAUCGAGGAGCCGGCCUGCAUAGGAACCGCGGAUCUGUGCACGCAGCUCGGGGUGUCUUGGUUGGCGCUGGUGCUCGGCGGCGGCGUCUUCGUCAUUUUGCCCAGAUGCCAGACCCUGGCGCAGCUGCUCCUGUUCGUCGGGGCCCAGAACUUCAUGAACUUGUCGUACAUGAAGGCGAUCCUGUCCAUCCACACGGUCUCCCAGGAUCGGCUCAACAUGCGGAGCUUCCAGGCGCUUCUAGUGCUGACGGCCAUGCAGCAGCUCGUGGGCUUCCUUUUCCUCGCGCUGGCGAUCCUCGUGUCCCAGCUGACGCCGUGGGCCUACAGGCCGCACACCAUCGUCAGCAAGGACCAGGCCUUCGCGGUGAUGGCCCUCGCAGUGUGUUUCACCCUGAACAUAGCCCUCAACAACUUCAGCCUCUCGCUCCUGGACAUGUCUGUUAACGUUCUGGUCCGCUCCACGAGCCCGCUGAUGUCUCUCCUCCUGCAUUCCAAAAGAGCCCCGACCAGCUCGGCAUCGCAUGCGCCGUCGGAUCUGACGAGCUUGCGUCGCAACUCGCUGACGUCUGGAACGCAGCUGCAAGGCUCGCGCCUUGGCAUCGAAGGAGUGCCGUCAGGCGCGCGCGCGCAUGGCGUGCGUCGAGUCAUCUCGCGCCCUGACGGCCGCGGCUAA
Prorocentrum cordatum is the source of this 858-nucleotide messenger RNA. The record is from the annotation of a GenBank genome assembly. Lineage: Eukaryota; Dinophyceae; Prorocentrales; Prorocentraceae.